UCUUCUGAAAUCUGUCAAUAUGUCAAAAAGAGAAAACAAUAACUGCGACAUUAGAAUAAAAUCGGGAAGUACACGUAAAGCUUGUCAAAAAAUUUUCAAGAGAGUUCUAUUAAACAUACAAUAAUAUAAAUUUUUAAAAGUAUGCCUAUUGAUAAUAGAGAAUUAAUACAAGCUAUUUCCGUGAUUGCUGAUGAACGGAAUGUCCGAGUUGCUGUUAAGCAAUGUGGCAAAGGUGCUGCUAUAUGCGCAGCUAGUUCAUUUGUUGGCGGCAUGUUAUUAGGACCUCUUGGAUUGGCAAUUGGUGGAGCAGCCGGAGGCUUAGCUGCCUAUAAAACCACUCAAGGUUCUUUCCGUCCUCUUGGUGAGGUUUUGAUGAAUGAUCUUACGGACACUCAAAAAGAACGUUUAGUUAAUCAUGUUACGAAAGCUGUUGAACGAAUUCAUCCCUCGGAUUUGGUGAUGCUGUUGCCAUUAAUCUUGAACAACGCGGCAAUACAAGAAGCGGUAUUUAAUACCGUUUUCAGUUUUGUGAGAAAUGAACUCCGCUUAGAAAUUAUUGAUUGACAGAAAGUGUUGUAUCCAUAACAUUUUAUAUUGUUCAAAAUUUAAGCACAAUUACGCUACUAAUUAUAAGCAUAGGGAACUGUAAAUGGAAGCAAAUAAUUCUUUACUGUAUGUAUGUGUAUCAUUACACAAUUUCAGAACACAAUUUAAUAAUUUUUUAUCAUUUAUUUUUUACAUGAUUGAUAAGAAACAACUUUA
This is a messenger RNA of Glossina fuscipes, 762 nucleotides long. Its product is annotated as protein C19orf12 homolog. The coding region runs from base 142 to 564 and encodes 140 amino acids. NCBI's taxonomy places the organism in Eukaryota, Metazoa, Arthropoda, Insecta, Diptera, Glossinidae. The record is from RefSeq and is a predicted model, not a curated record. The transcript is spliced from 2 exons.